AUGUACAUAGGAGGGGAAAGAGAGACAGGGGGAGGAGGGAGAGAGAGAGAGGUUGGCAAUCGAAGUGAUAUAUGUAGCUGUGACCUGCCUAGCAACAAAAUGGUACCAAUGCGCGGAUCUGCAACGAAUUCUUAUGAGGAGCAAUUUUCACUGGAGGGUAGUGGUUAG
Loa loa (African eye worm) is the source of this 168-nucleotide messenger RNA. RefSeq lists its product as hypothetical. The coding region runs from base 1 to 168 and encodes 55 amino acids. The transcript has a single exon. The record is from RefSeq and is a predicted model, not a curated record. Lineage: Eukaryota; Metazoa; Nematoda; Chromadorea; Rhabditida; Onchocercidae.